Messenger RNA from Equus caballus (horse), 6833 nucleotides. RefSeq names its product ubiquitin specific peptidase 54 (gene USP54). Gene Ontology annotation, molecular function: cysteine-type deubiquitinase activity. The record is from RefSeq and is a predicted model, not a curated record. NCBI's taxonomy places the organism in Eukaryota, Metazoa, Chordata, Mammalia, Perissodactyla, Equidae. Gene Ontology annotation, biological process: protein deubiquitination.
CUUUUUUGCAUUUACAUGGAGACUCCCUCCAUCUUUUUAGCUUUAUAGUGAAUUGUCAGUGCCCAGUUCCUAGUAGAUGGUAAAAAGAAUUGCCCUUUCCCUGUUAUCCUGUCCUGUGGGAAGCCUUUGUGGUUAGAUUCAGUCUCCCAUUGUUGCUAGUUGCAGUUGUCUCCUCCCUCCAUGCCCUUCCCGCCCCACAACUCUGGCUCUUCCCCUGUCCCUCCCAUUCUUGUAUCACUUGCCCCACAGAUGCCCUUGUGAUUGCUGGAGGUUGAGUAUGCUGUCUGCUCUCUGGCACAGCUGGCUAUUCUAGUCACAGGGGAAAAGAGAAGAGAGUUACUGAAGUUCUGGAUGGAAUGAUAGAAGAUGUUUGAGACAUAUUAAAAAAAUAGCAGCUGCAACAACAACAGAAGUACCGUAUAAUUCAAACAAGCUUCUUAGUUUUGUGGGAUCCAUGUUAGUUGCUUAGAACCUGAGUUUUUACUUCAGAGGAUGAUGGGACAAGGAAAUAGAAGGCAAGAAGGUUGCGUUGGAUUCUUGCUUAUCUGUCUGCCUCUCCUUCCAGUUGGAAGAAUCUUCAAUCCACAAGAAGCAUUGUAAACAAGCCUAACGAACACGUCCUACCCUGAUCUGGAUACUGUUGGAGUUGAGGAUUACAGCCAGUUCACCAGGAUUUUAUGGAGGCAGUUCAAGAAAAAUAGAAGGAAGCAAUAACUUAAGGAUUUUUCUGUUUGUAUUAGUCCUGUGCUAUGUUAAAUUGUGGACAUUAUUUGGAACAAGUAGGAGACGGCUCUGUCAUGUGGAUCUAAGAAGAUACCUGAGUUCCUUGAGCUACAUAUAUGAUGUUUGGAAGGUUAUAAACUCAAAAUCUUUCAACAUAAAUUCAUUAAAUUCUGGAUUAUCUUUCUAUUAAGGACUUCACCAGACAGAAACUCCCUCCCCAAAAGAUACAAAACCUUCUCUGUGUUUUCAGACUAAAUGUGAACAAUAAUGUCUUGGAAGAGAAAUUAUUUUUCAGGAGGCCGUGGUAGUGUCCAAGGGAUGUUUGCACCUCGAAGCUCAACCUCCAUAGCCCCUAGCAAAGGCCUCAGCAAUGAGCCAGGGCAAAACAGCUGCUUCCUCAACAGUGCCUUGCAGGUUUUAUGGCACUUGGACAUCUUCCGACGUAGCUUUAGGCAACUUACAACUCACAAAUGCAUGGGAGAUUCCUGUAUCUUUUGUGCUCUCAAGGGAAUCUUUAACCAGUUUCAGUGUAGUAGUGAAAAAGUGCUUCCAUCUGACACUGUUCGCAGUGCUCUGGCAAAGACAUUCCAGGAUGAACAGCGUUUCCAGCUGGGAAUUAUGGAUGAUGCUGCGGAGUGCUUUGAAAAUCUCCUGAUGAGAAUUCACUUCCACAUUGCUGAUGAAACCAAAGAGGAUAUAUGUACUGCCCAACACUGCAUCUCCCACCAGAAAUUUGCAAUGACUUUGUUUGAGCAGUGUGUAUGUACUAGCUGUGGCGCCACUUCUGAUCCACUGCCUUUCAUCCAGAUGGUGCAUUACAUCUCCACCACUUCCCUUUGCAAUCAGGCUAUUUGUAUGCUGGAAAGACGAGAAAAACCCUCACCAAGCAUGUUUGGUGAGCUGCUGCAGAAUGCCAGCACCAUGGGGGAUCUGCGGAACUGUCCGAGCAACUGUGGAGAGAGGAUUCGGAUUCGCCGUGUGUUGAUGAACGCUCCACAGAUUAUCACGAUUGGACUGGUGUGGGACUCAGACCACUCAGACUUGGCAGAGGAUGUCAUCCACAGCCUGGGCACUUGCCUUAAACUGGGUGAUCUGUUUUUCAGAGUGACAGAUGACCGGGCCAAACAGUCUGAACUGUACUUAGUAGGAAUGAUCUGUUACUAUGGCAAACAUUAUUCUACAUUCUUUUUCCAAACAAAGAUCCGCAAAUGGAUGUAUUUUGAUGAUGCUCAUGUCAAGGAGAUUGGACCCAAAUGGAAGGAUGUGGUGACCAAAUGCAUCAAGGGUCAUUAUCAGCCUUUGCUACUGCUUUAUGCAGACCCUCAGGGUACCCCAGUGUCUACCCAGGACCUGCCUCCCCAGGUUGAGUUCCAGUCGUACAGCAGGAUGUGCUACGAUAGUGAAGAUUCAGGGAGGGAGCCCUCCAUCUCAAGUGAUACUCGAACAGAUUCCUCAACGGAGAGCUAUCCCUACAAAAACUCCCACCAUGAGUCUGUGGUCAGUCACUUCUCUUCUGAUUCUCAGGGGACAGUCAUCUAUAAUGUGGAGAAUGAUUCCACGUCUCAGAGCAGUCGGGACACAGGGCACCUGACUGAUACUGAAUGUAAUCAGAAACUCACAUCCAAGAAAGGGUCAUUGAUCGAGCGCAAGAGGAGCUCUGGCAGGGUUAGGAAGAAAGGCGAUGAGCCACAGGCCUCAGGGUACCACAGUGAAGGAGAAACAUUGAAAGAGAAGCAAGCUCCUAGGAAUGCCUCUAAACCAUCCAGCAGCACGAACAGACUGAGGGAUUUUAAAGAAACAGUCAGCAAUAUGAUCCACAACAGACCAUCCCUGGCUUCUCAUACCAAUCUAGGAUCUCCCUAUGGGGGGAGGGGAGGAGACCAGACUGACAAAAAACCCCCUAGGAACCUGCCUCUACACUCUCAUGACUGGGAAGUAGAGAGUACCAGCAGUGAGUCAAAAUCCAGUUCUUCUAGCAAGUAUCGUUCAACAUGGAGACCCAAACGAGAGUCUCUAAAUAUUGACAGUAUCUUUAGUAAGGACAAAAGAAAGCACUGUGGCUAUACCCAGCUUAGCCCCUUUUCUGAGGAUUCAGCUAAAGAAUUUACACAAGAUGAACGAAGCAAGCCACCUGCUUACGACGUUAAACCUGGUGGACCAAGCCCCCAGCACAAGCCCUGGGGCCCAGCACGGCCAGGCUCUCACCUUUUAGAACAGCACCCUCGCCUAAUUCAGCGAAUGGAAUCAGGCUAUGAGAGCAGUGAGAGGAACAGCAGCAGCCCUGUCAGCCUGGAUGCAGCCCUUCCUGAGAGCUCCAGUGUCUGCAGGGAUCCAAGUGCUAAGAGAUCAGCUGGAUUGGCACCUUCCUGGCAUCACAUCCCAAAGUCUCACAGCAGUAGCAUCCUGGAGGCGGACUCCACAGCAUCCAGGAGUGGUUGGACAAAGAAUCAGCCCAUUGCAGGUGGGGAGAUAUCUUCCAAAAGCGAACUGGAUGAAUUGCAGGAAGAGGUGGCCAGGAGGGCCCAGGAACAGGAACUUCGAAGGAAACAGGAGAAGGAAUUAGAGGCAGCUAAAGGGUUUAACCCUCAUCCCAGCCGCUUCCUGGACUUGGAUGAACUGCAGAAUCAGGGGAGGAGUAACGGCUUUGAGAGGUCCCUGCAAGAGGCAGAUUCAGUGUUUGAAGAGUCGCUGCAUCUGGAACAGAAGGGAGACUAUGCUGCAGCUUUGGCUGUCUGUAAUGAAGCUAUCUCUAAACUAAGACUUGCCCUGCAUGGUGCCAGCUCUAGCACGCACAGCAGAGCCCUAGUCGAUAAGAAGUUGCAAAUCAGUAUUCGAAAAGCGCGGAGCCUGCAGGAUCGCAUGCAGCAGCAGCAAGCAUCGCAGCAGCCGUCGCAGCCCUCAGCCUGCCUCCUCACACAGGGGGAGGCCCUCCCUCAGACAACAAGUGAACAGCCUAUCCCGCUCCAAGUAUUGUUAAACCGGGAGGCCCAACUGGAACCCUGCACAACUACAGAGUUUGGGGCCAGUUCUUUCGUCCGCUCACCUGCUUCCUGCCAUGAGUUGCGCUCAUCACUAUUCCCAGAGUCAUCUGCCCUGUCUGCUCCACAGCACAAUUCCCCCAAUAAGUCUGCCUCAAACCUUCUGACUUCAGCUGAGGUGGAUAGCACUGACCCCUCUGCAUUCCAUAGGUCGGGCUUACCUAAAACACUAGGGAGGACUGAGAAGAAUUCUCAUCAUGGUUGGGAACCACUGGUUGUACCAGAGGGUAAGCUGCAAGGCUGCAGGGGUGACAACAGCAGUUGCAUCAGGUACCCCCCACAAGAAGGAAGAGGCAUUGAUCAAGAACAGCUAUUCCAAGACAAGAGGGAUCCUGCUGACUCAUCCCAGGUGAUGCCUUGGUCACAUCCAACUGGAACAACCACCUCUGAGAGAGGAGAUGCACACAGCCUAGGCUGUAGUCCUUCAAGUUCAUCAGUUCAGCCCAAACUUCCCCUGUACAGAGGCUGCCACCCCAUAAUGCCUGCUGCUUACUCAUCUGUGCUUCACUCUCCUGAUACUGUACAGAAAACUAACCAAUGCUUCCAAACCAAAAGCCUGAAAACUUUGACUUCAAAAGUGGAUGGAGGCAAUGAGGAGCCCUAUAGGCCAGAGUUUCCCAGCACAAAGGGGCUUGUCCGCUCUCUGGCAGAGCAGUUUCAGAGAAUGCAGGGUGCCUCCACAAAGGAUGGUACAGGUUCCCAGGAUAGAAGUUUGCCAAAUAGUCUAAGGAAGAACUCUUCUUCUGACUCUAAGCCUCCUUUCCUACAGGGUCAAGGGAAAGGCCAUUGGCCUUGGGCAAAACAGCAAUCCUCUGUGGACGGUAGGGGCAGACUGCCUUCCUGGGAAAAGCCUGUUGAUCAUCCUUCUCUUGGCAUGAACUCUGGGCUACCUAAUGGUGAAACUUCUAGGGGAGGACAGCUCAGGUUGGCAGAGCCAGGUAUGUACCAAGGAAAGCCGUCUCAAGUGAGCAAUGCUAGGCCUAAGGAGCUGGACAGUGGCAUUGACUUGGGGACUUCCUUGCCUUUGGAUUCCUGGGUGAAUGUCACAAGGCUCUGUGAUUCUCAGCUUAAACAUGGGGUCCCUGUGCCAGGAAUGAAGUCCUCCCCCUACGAUUCCCAUAUCUGUGUAGCCUAUCCAGAAAUAAACCACAUCCAUUUGCAUCCACAUUGGAACCAAGACACAGAGCAGGAGACCUCAGAAUUGGAGUCUCUCUACCAGGCCAGUCUUCAGGCUUCUCAAGCUGGCUGUUCUGGAUGGGGGCAGCAAGAUGUGACCUGGCAUCCACUUAGUCUAACAGGCUCUGCAGAUGGUAUGGGGAGGAGGUUGCACUCAGCCCCUGGCCUUGGUCUCUCAAAGACCCCAACAGCAGAAAUGGAGCACAGUCUCCAUGGAGCCAGCACAGUGCCUGCUUCUCAGGCUGCACAUUGCCGAGGCCGCAGCAGAGGGUGUGGGAAGGAUGAUCAGUAUGGUGCAGAGAACUUUCGCCGCAUCUCACGCAGUCUCAGUGGCACUGUUGUCUCAGAGAGGGAAGAGGCUCCAGUUUCUUCCCACAGUUUUGAUUCAUCAAACUUGAGGAAAAAGCCUUUGGAAACCGGGCACCGUUGUUCCAGCUCCUCUUCCCUCCCUGUCAUCCAUGACCCUCCUGUGUUUCUCCUUGAUCCCCAACUCUACCCACCCAAACCACAGUUCCUGUCCCCAGAUGUCUUGAUGCCCAGCGUGGCAGGGGAGCCUUAUAGACCCCCAGGAACUUCGAGGAGUGUCCAGCAGUUUCUGGCUAUGUGUGACAGGGGUGAAACUCCCCAAGGGGUCAAGUACACAGGAAGGACUUUGAACUACCGCAGUCUCCCCCAUCAUUCCAGAACAGAUGCCUCCUGGGGACCAUGGUCAGAGACCCACCAGCACAUUGGGGCCAGAUUCCUGACUACUCCAGGAUGCAAGCCUCAGCUAAUGCACACUGCCACACUACCAGAAAGACGCCACGGCCUUCAGGUUCCUCAUGCUCAGUCCUGGGAGGAUCUUUUCCAUUCACCCUCCCACCCUCCCAUUGUUCACUCCAUGUCUCCACCAUCAAGCAGUCUUCAUGUACCCCUAAGGUCUGCUUGGAAUUUGGGUCCUGUUCCAGGGUCUCGAGCCCCUGGUCCUCGAAGAGUAGAUAUGCCCCCAGAUGAUGACUGGAGGCAAAGCAGUUAUGUCCCGCAGUCUGGGCACAGGAGGACAGAGGGAGAAGAGUUUCCGUUUGUUCUAGCAGAUGCCCCUGAAAGAGAGCAGAUCAGGGCUAGAGCCCUGCAGCACAGCAGGUGGUAACGGUCACCCCUGUCCUUUCCUGGAGCCACAGCUUUCUCUGUUAAACCGAUGUGGCAGAGUUGGUACCCUGCAUCUCUACCAGGAUUGUGCUAGUCUCAUCUCAACAUAGAGUUGGCAGUUUCUCCUAGGGGUGCCAGGAACAUCUAACAGGACUUGGCUCUUUGAGAGGGAAUAUUUGAAAUUCCAAUUUCCAUUCACCUAGCAAAAGGAAGCAGCUGCUGUUUAGGGCUUAUUUGAUCCACUUUAAAGAUGAAUUCAUAUUCCUCUGGAUACUAGCCAUUCCUUAGGAUCUUAGGGUUACCAUUUUAUUCCUGGAUACUUUAGGCCUUCACCUGCACCUGAUCCCUUAUCUAAUUUUCCCUGCUAUAUUACCUACUUCUAGUCUUUGUUUUAUCCAUCUAUCCCUGUUAUCUGACCUUCUGUCUUCCCCAUACCCCAUCCUUUGAGGGACAUGUAGUCCCGUGGUCAUGGUCCUGACCACAUCAUUCAGGGCAGCCUACCUGCCCAGGUAUUAUGGACUGUCAGUCUUCCCUGUGUCCCCAAACCUUAGGUGUAGAAUGCAGAGGUGCCAACAUAACAUUUGCCCCUCUGAACAGAUGGAGUCAGGCACACUAACACACCCUCCUGUUCUUAGCAGCAGAGCCAUUACUGCUACUUGCUCAGUCGCCAUUAUAAACCCUCAAAGUCAGCUGAACUGUUUUAGGGUCAAACAUACUGUUUUUGUAAAGUAUUUUUCAUGAAUAAAUCUGUAAGAUAGUUCUGUUUAA